CACCACCCGGCUGGGGAUGCGGCUCUAGCAGCCCCGCGAUGAGCGGCUCCUCCAUGGCGAAAAGCGAGUCCCGCACUUCGCUGCUGAAGGCGGCGGGAAGAGGGAGGGCGAUGGGCGCCCAGCCCCGUGGCAGCCGCGCCCGGGACGGCAGAGGACAGGGCGGGCAUGCGGGGAGGGAACAGAGCCAGGAGCCGCUCCCCGGGGAGCCCAGUGCCCGCAGGCCGCUCUGCCACCCGGGCGCCCGGGAGGACGGAGCGAGGGGCGCGUGGAAGCUGUCACAUGGACGAGGGGAGAGCCAGCCGGAGCCGGCGGAAGGAGGUCCAAGGAGAGGCAGCGGCAAGGAACCGGUGCGGACAUCCAGACACCACCACCACCUCCCACCGCACGCCAGCUACGGUCACCCCCAGGACCAGCAUCAGCUCUCAGACAGGGAUGGGGAGGAGGCAGAGGAGGACUUUUUCUUCAGUCACAGGCAGGGGUCCAGCAGAGAGUCCCUAAGGCUCUCGGAGGGCGCUUCACCUCUGUCCAAAUUCAGCAGCAAGUACUCCACCAAAUCCAGCGGCAGCGACAGGUCGGUGGAAGCGGACCCCCUAUUCCAGCAGCUGCACCCCAUGCUCAGCUCGGUCUUUGGACAGAUCCGCCGUGAGGAGAAGACCAGCUAUAAGGCUGUCCAGACGAGCGAAGAGGGGCCGUCGGCCAGCGAGUACCAGGGUCCGCUCAUGGUGCUGGCCCAGAACUGCGCCGUCAUGCACAACCUGCUGGGGCCAGCAUGCAUCUUCCUGAGGAAGGGCUUCGCAGAAAACAGGCAGCCUGACAGAGAACUGCGGCCUGAAGAAAUUGAAGAGAAGCCCUUUAAGGAGUUUGAUAAAGACAAGGAUAGGUUUAUUAACUGCAGAGACCUGGGAAACUGCAAUGCGACCAUGGGCUACAUGCCCACUGAGAUGGAGCUAAUAGAGCUCUCCCAGCAGAUCAACAUGAACCUGGGUGGCCUUGUGGAUUUGAAAAGACUUUGUUGAGCUGAUGGGCCAAAGCUGCUAAGCAAGACUGCAGAUAUGAUUGGUGUUUAAAGAAGACUCCGAGAUGCCUUCAGAUUUGACACCAAUGGUGAUGGGGAGAUCAGCACCAGUGAGCUGCGAGAAGCCAUGAAGAAGCUUCUAGGGCAGCAGGUAGGCCACCGGGACAUCGAGGAGAUCAUCCGGGAUGUGGAUCUGAACGGCGAUGGCCGCGUCGAUUUUGAAGAGUUUGUUCGCAUGAUGUCUCGUUGAAGAGUAACCUCAACUACAGAAGAAUCAGCACCUUAGGGCAGAAGAGGACCUAGAGGGAGCAUCUAGCCCCGAUGUUCCCACAGGAAGGUUUAUCGUCUGGCUGCAAUUGGGGUGUUGGGAUCUGCUGCUGCUCCUCCCUCAUGGUGGUCCCCAUGCCCCUCCACCCUUUCACACUGUGAAAGACUUGCAACUUCCUACAACUGGAACCAUUCCUUGGAGGUGAUUGCAGAGCCAGGACUUGCCAUGAUGCUUUCAUGGGUUAUUUUCAACUUUAGACUCCUCCUCCCUAGCUUUAUUCUCCCACCAGCUGCUGCAAAGCAAAAGCAGGAGACAUCCUCUAGACUUGGUGGAGGAAAGCAAAUCCGUUGGGACUGGUGGCAGCCUCAGGGCAUGCUCUGCACUUCUGGGUUUCCCUUGGUGCCCCGUGUCUGUGUUUGUUGUCUCUCUGUGUGUCUAUAUGUGAAGUUAUGUAUGCUUCCCCAGCACAUAUUCACAUCUCCUGUGGUUAUGUUUACUAAGAGAACAUUCAAAUACCUGUCUUGUGGGGGGAAGGUGAUAAAUCUGCACGCUGAAAUGA
This is a messenger RNA of Pogoniulus pusillus (Red-fronted tinkerbird), 1842 nucleotides long. RefSeq names its product calcium binding protein 1 (gene CABP1). The record is from RefSeq and is a predicted model, not a curated record. Gene Ontology annotation, biological process: regulation of voltage-gated calcium channel activity; visual perception. Gene Ontology annotation, cellular component: cytoplasm. Lineage: Eukaryota; Metazoa; Chordata; Aves; Piciformes; Lybiidae. Gene Ontology annotation, molecular function: calcium ion binding; calcium channel regulator activity.